Neoarthrinium moseri is the source of this 1098-nucleotide messenger RNA. RefSeq lists its product as uncharacterized. The transcript has 2 exons. The record is from RefSeq and is a predicted model, not a curated record. Gene Ontology annotation, molecular function: oxidoreductase activity, acting on single donors with incorporation of molecular oxygen, incorporation of two atoms of oxygen; ferric iron binding. Lineage: Eukaryota; Fungi; Ascomycota; Sordariomycetes; Amphisphaeriales; Apiosporaceae. The coding region runs from base 1 to 1098 and encodes 365 amino acids.
AUGAUCUUUUCUGGAGCUCUCGUGUUCACCGCGCUGUCACUUGCGCCGUUGGCGACAGCGCACCCAGGCGAGGUCUUCAACAAGCGUGCACAUAUGGAAGAACUCGCAGAUGCCCAUGCUGUUGCUGAAGUUAACGCAAGGGCACUCGAGGCGUGCCAGAAUAGACCGGAUGUGAUCGAGCGUCGAGAACGUGCUAUCGCUAGGCGCUCCGCGACUUUCGAGCGGCUUCGUCAGGAAAGGAACCUUGACGAUGCCACCUUCUUGCAUCGUCGAGAUGCGGCAUCACUUCGCAAGUGGGCGGCAAAUAAGCAUGACAAGAGUAGUCUCAAGUAUACGAAGGACACUCCGAUUUCCGAGAUUUUCGGAUCCAACACUAGUUGUAUCUUGACUCCAGACAACGCCAAUGGGCCCUACUUUGUCUAUCAAGAGAUGAUUCGUCAGAACGUGGUCGAGGAUAUUCAGGGUGUCCCCAUGCAUCUUGAACUGCAAUUUAUCGACGUGAACACCUGCAAACCAGCCAAUGUCUUGAUCGAUAUCUGGUCUUGCAACAACCAAGGAGUGUAUAGCGGCGUUAGUGCUGCUGGUGAAGGUGGUCUAGGGACCACAUACCUGCGUGGUGUUCAGCCAACCGACAAGGACGGAGUCGUCAACUUCGAGACUCUGUUCCCCGGACACUACCAAGGCCGCGCUACACAUCAGCACAUUAUCGCCCACGUUGGCUCCAAAAUCCUGGACAACGGGACCUACACGGGAGGUGUCGUCGCACACCUAAGCCAACUCUUCUUCGAUCAAACUUUGAUUGACACUAUCGAAGGCACUGCUCCGUACAACACAAACCGCAUCGCAAAGACAUCGAACAUGGUUGACGGAUUCACUGGUUACGCGGCCUCGCCAAAGUACGACCCGUUUCCCAACUAUGUCAUGCUUGGAAACGGACUUAGCAAUGGGUUGUUUGUAUGGGCAGAGAUGGGCAUCAAUACCAGCUCGAACUGGGAUUACUAUGCUCCAUUUGCUAGCACUUGGAAGGCAGGUGGCGGGUAUAACAAUCCCAAGUUCAACAUGAUGGUUGUCGCAAGUCCGCCACCGAGUCACGGCUAG